Messenger RNA from Saprolegnia parasitica CBS 223.65, 1909 nucleotides. RefSeq lists its product as hypothetical. The coding region runs from base 23 to 1840 and encodes 605 amino acids. Gene Ontology annotation, molecular function: protein binding. Gene Ontology annotation, biological process: mRNA splicing, via spliceosome. The record is from RefSeq and is a predicted model, not a curated record. Lineage: Eukaryota; Oomycota; Saprolegniomycetes; Saprolegniales; Saprolegniaceae. The transcript has 8 exons.
GGUGUUUUGAGGAGGACGCAGCAUGGCCGACGCCGAGUCGACGUUCAAGCUCGUGGACAAGCACGUGACGUCGAUCCCGCCCGAGUCGACCUUUGACGCCGACUCGCCCGAGAUCAAGGACGACAUCCUGCGGCUCAUCGUGCAGUACCUCCAGAGCGAAGGCUACACGAGCGCGUCGGCGACGAUUCUGGACGAGACCAACGUCAAGCUCCUUGAGCGCAACCAAGAGCGCGACGCGAUCCGCAAGAUCAGCAAGGGCAUCAAGGACGGCGACUGGGACCUUGUGGCCAAGAUGAUCCAUAAGAAUGCGAGCUUCCGCAAGAUCAAGAUCCACUCGCAGCAGGGUCUCGGCUUCCUCUACGCCGUCUGCAAGCAAGAGUACCUCGAGCUCAUCGACCGCCAAGAGUACCAGAAGGCGUUCACGUACCUUACGACGCACCUCAAACCUAUGGAGAAGAUCAGUGGCAAAGUCGAAUUCAAGGACCUCUGCUACCUGCUGACGUGCAAGUCGAUCAACGAAGUCGACUCGUUCCGUGACUGGGAAGGCGUCGUCAAGUCGCGCGAGAAGCUCGCAGAGCAGCUAAAAGCCACGUUCGAGAUGGACGCCGUGCCGUCCGACCAGUAUGCCAACAUUCCCGAGCACCGCCUCGUGCACCUCUUGCGCCAGAGCGUCGCGUACCAAAUGGAGUUUAGCCGGUACCAUCCGAAGACGAUCCCAAAGGUCUCGACGCUGCUGCGCGACUUUGAGUGCCAAGUGCUUCCGAACGCGGUCAAGACGACGUUCGAAGGCCACACGCAGAACGUCAAGUGCGUCACAUUCGUUGGGCGGGAAGGUGCUUUUAUCGCAUCGGGUGCGAGUGACAACGUCAUCAAGCUCUGGUCGACCGAGCCAUCGACGACCGACGACCCGACAAUCAACAAGGUGUCGUGGGACCUCCACGGACACUCGUCGCGCAUCUGGUACCUCUGCGGCAACAACGCGGGCGACACGCUCUACUCUGCCUCGGGCGACGGUACGGUCAAGAUCUGGAGUCUCAAGAACGCGACAGCCAACCUCGCGAGUGAGACGGAGCCGUCCGCGCUGCUGGCGUCGCACUCGGACUGCGUCUCGACGCUCACGGGCCACGUCGGCGACGUGUACACGGUCAACAUCCAUCCGAACGAGACGCACUUGGUGACGGGCGGCUACGACCAGUCGGUGCGCCUCUUUGACAUUCAGACCGGCGCCAUGGUUAAGAGUUUUUCGGGCCACUCGGCCUCGGUGUGCGACGCGCAGUUCAACCGCCACGCGAAUUUGAUUGUCAGCGGGUCCAAGGACGGCACGGUGCGCUUUUGGGACAUCUUGAGCGGCCUCUGCGUGCACACGCUUCGGCAAACGCUCGGCGAAGUGACGUCCGUGUCGCUGUCGUCCAACGGCCUCUUCCUCCUCACGGGUUCGCGCAACAACAGCAACCGCCUCUGGGACAUGCGCAUGCUCACGAUGCCGCGAACAACGCUCACGAAGGAUACGCCAACGCACCGACCGUCCACGUCCUUGGCGCCGACGACCGCGAGCAACGAGCAGCGUCCGCUGCAGCGCUUCAAGGGCCACCAAAACACGGCCAAGAACGUUGUGCGGGCUGCGUUUGGGCCGCGAGAAGACUUCGUCUUGGGCGGCUCGGAAGAUGGCGCCGUGUACGUCUGGGACGUUGCGACGGGAAAGCUGCUGGAGCGCCUUCUGGGGCAUACGGGCGUCACGUACAGUGCACGGUGGCACGAGCGGCAGGCGCUAAUGGCGUCCUGCUCGCACGACGGCACGGUCAAGACGUGGUGGUGGCAGGACCCUGCGCUCAAGCCCUAGCAGCGUUCCAACGACGUGUCAAAAAGUGCUACCAACUAAGCAAGAAGAAGAGUCUCUAUCCAAGCGUGA